Messenger RNA from Phanerochaete carnosa HHB-10118-sp, 1185 nucleotides. RefSeq lists its product as uncharacterized. The transcript is spliced from 15 exons. The annotation marks the transcript as partial. Lineage: Eukaryota; Fungi; Basidiomycota; Agaricomycetes; Polyporales; Phanerochaetaceae. The record is from RefSeq and is a predicted model, not a curated record.
GCCAUUCUGCUAUCAACCUCCAUCUCCACCUAACCCGACCGUGGUACAGCCUGCGGCGCUGCGGCGAUUCCCCUUGCUCACGGGACAGGACGCCGUGUGUCAGCGGUCCGGGCUAGCCUUGGAACAGGAAAACGGCGCGCAAGAUGGUCCAUUGGCAAAACCCGGAAGUGCUCGCGCUGACUUCAUACCUAUUCACUGUGAACAUCGCGCUCUCACUCGGCUUCUAUGGCUGGUAUUUCAUCCUGUCGCUGCACAAGGUUGAGUUCGGCCUCGUGACGCGUAGAAUUAGGUUUCAACUGGUACAUGUUUGCUACCUAAUUGCACGCUAUGCGCAUCUCAUCUCACUUAUCGCUAUAUUUGCGACUUCGAACAUGAAGAAUUCACCUACGUACCGUUGUUCCGGCUUAGGCCUGUUGAGGCUGGUUUCGGUCACGGAUGAUCUUGCACUGGCCGCAUCCAGCGGAAACCUUGCCUUACGCGCUAUGGUACUUUGGAAAGAUAAGCGGGCUGCGUCUUGGAUUCUCCGCAUCUUAUGUGCUGGUCAUAUGAUUUAUGCCGUAGUUUUGGGCCUCGCAGGAGUUCGCCAGAAGUGGGACCCAGUUCAUCAAACAUGCGUUCUCGAUGCCGACGCCGCGCGCAAGGCGCUCGUGGGAUUCCUGAUGUGUACAAUAACAUGGGAUGUCUCUAUUCUAGCUCUGACCGUGUCAGGCAUACGCAGGAAGGGGCUCUUAGCGGCAUGGCCGCUUUGGCCGACAUUGGCAAUACAAGGGGCAAGUUAUGUUUUGAUCACACUUCUAACCUGCAUAUCUGUCUCUGUGCUGUACCUCCUUAAUCUCAACGAGGUCAUGAACAUCUUCUUAUUGCCACCAGGGUGCACGAUCAGUGUUAUCGUGUCCUCGUCGGCUGUGUCUUCCUUGCUGAGCAUAAACGAGGAAGGCCAAAGAGUCACGGCCUCAAGUAAUCGUCGGUCAAGGACACACGAUCAUAAAAACGGCAACAUGCUUACGACCGUCGUAGAUGCCACAGAGCCGCGCUCAUCAAGCCAGGUAAAUGAAUCGGUGCCGCUUGGCGACGUGAACCUGAACGCGUCCGAAGACGUCGAGCCGGGACUAGGGCCAUCGAAGAGAUGACAAUAGACAUCUGCCAUGUAGACGUGCAUCUGGAAACCAGCUGAAGUACUCAUUU